UUUGACGUCUACACACUUUUGGUUUAUGAAACGCAACCAUUUUCUGAGGCAAAUAAGAAAGGCUUUUCUGCAUUGAAAUUAUGAAAUUCAUCUUAUGUUUCUACUAUUUAUGUUGUUGCAGAUCUGGUAAGUUACCGUUGUGUAUAUCAGGCUGCUGGCACCGUACUUUGACAUAGUGCUUUGGACUUCAUGAACUAGUUAGUUAUUAUUAGUCCUUUUCUUUGACGAAGUCUGGAAGUCCUUGUCGUUCGCAACAAAAUGGCGGACGAGAACACACUGCAGAUCGGAGGCCUUUCUUGGUAUUGGCUUUUGUUUUAACUAACAAAUGAUGCGCGAGGCUUAAACAACAAUAUUUGUUUGUUUUUUUUUAUUUUAAGAGUAACUAAUUUCCUAAGAGAUUAUACGCGGAGGAAUGUUACCGGUGGUUUCAAACUCUUAGUGCCUGCCGCGCAGGUAAAUUCAAAAAGGUUUCUUCUCUAAAAUGUGUUGUUUUUUGGGGUAAAUUUCGACAACCGGAAGGUAAUCUUACCACCAGAUUUCGAAUCAUCUCAAUAGAAAUGGUAUGGAGCAUAUGGUUAAUUCGUUAGUUCGGUUAAUACUAAUAAUAAGGAUUGUCAAAUGUUUUUUUAAAAAAAAAAGAAUUCGAUUAACAGACUUGAGGUUUCUGAUAGUAAAAAUGACAAGGUCAUUUAGUGCUUGUCACUGUUUGAGCUUAUUGUUCUCUGAAAAAAGAUUUUAAAAUUUGCGUUAAAGCUUGACAUUCACAAAAAAUAUUUCCGAACUAAUCAAAUGAUAGGUUCAUUCAGGUCACUGCCGGCCUUCAGAGUGUUCGACCUGUGCCCUGACAAAGGGGCGCCAUGGCCCGUAAAAUAUUUAACCCCCCCCCCUAGUUUAUUAUAGUGAAGUGUGAACCUCGCUUCCAGGGGUCGAGAAACGGUAUUCUAACAUUUUCGUACAAUCGCUUGUUAUGCAUUUAGUUUUUAUACAAUGAAAACGGCAUUCCUAAUUUGGAUACUAACACUGGGGUUAGGACCAACGGAAAGGGUGUGGAAAUUAAUGUAUUAAUACCGUAUUUCCUUGUUCCUCUUACAAUUAUUUCAGCAGAAAGAAUAUGGGGAAUAAAAAGCUUUCCGGGGCGCAAAAUCGCAAGCGCAAAUCAUAAAAAAAGCACUCAUGCUCCAUAGCCUACGUCGUAUUCGGAAUAAAUGCUGAGCCGUACAGGGACAGGGAAGGGGGCGCCGAACGGAUGCCUCGCAUAAGGCAAAAGUUUACUUUAGGCCGGCUAUAUUCAGGUCGACGUACAUUAUUAAAGCAUGAGAUUCUGAAGUAUGCUGAACUCAAAUUGGAGCUUGCUAAAUCAAUUCAAGACUUUCAAAUUGAUAAACCUCUAUUUUCAUUCCUUACCAAACCCCAUUUUAGUGAUCAUAACACUUGCCAAUUAAAUUGGCAAUCUCUCAAUCUCUCUCAAUCUCUUUCAACGCCUGGGUGAUAAUAACUUUGUUAUACGGUCAUCUUAAUUCAGUGCGUCAGUAUUGCAAAACAUUAAAUUUAUGCAAAAUCGUGGAAAUCCCUCUGCUCGGUUCUCUCUCGCUUGAAAAUAACUUGUCAAAAUAUAAAAAAAGAAUUAUUACUGGUUUGUACAUCAACUUCUGUUAUUACUUUGUAAAUUUUUUUUUAUCUUUGUUUUUUUUUAUUUCUUCCCCAGUUCUGUGCGUACUUCCGAUUACAUUUAAAACGAAUGUGAGCACAAGUGAGCCCUUCACGUUGGUCUGCGAUCAUUUGAGAUGCGAUGUAAGCUCAGCCUAUGGCCAAUUCUUUAAAAUAGAACUAGGAAAGAGUGAAUACGAGGCAUUGAAUAACUCGCACAAGCCACAUCUCGCUAAAAUUGAUGCGAAAGAUGAAUCCCGGCACAUUGAGUAUGAUACUUAUGACACGGUAAAAAUUAUAUUUUGAAAUUUCUAAUAUUGUACGUUUAACCCCAUAAAAAUUUAAAUAAAAUUACAUGAGCAAUAUGUAUUUUCUUAGAACAAUGUCUGCAGCUUUGACACCAGUUCUUUCAUGAAUGCUAUCAAGGACUUAUCGCUGGUUACCAUAGGCAGUGACCCAUGUGACGUGACAUACAUACACUAAUGUUAGCGUGCAGCGCACAUGGUUUUAAGCCAACAUGUACACAUAUUAGCCUGUGACAUAAGUCUGCCAAGUUUCUAAAUACACAAUUUAAUUAUAUUUUUUUACCAUUAAAGAAUCAUGUGAUUAUGUCCACAUUGGUGGGGGGGGGGGGAGACAAAUUGUCUUCGUAUCAUAACGCAACGGAAGUGUCGAAAAGUGUCAAUCUUCCUGCGCAUUGUUAAAUCAAUUAAUUUUCUUCUCAGGAUAUCCCUUUUGGAAGGGAUUGGAGGGUGUCUUUUCACAGUGACAACAGUACUCACAACAGAGACGUUUUAAAUGUGACUCUCACGGUGAUGGAUACAGUAAUGGAAGACGCUGGCCACUAUUUUUGCAUAAUUCAUUACUAUGAUCCUUCAAUAGAAGAAUGCCAGGAGGAGAUUACACUCACUGUCUACAGAGGCAAGUUUGAAUAUAAAUUCGUUAAAUUCGACCCAGAUUGGCACGGUUUACUCUGUCGCAGAGUUUAAACUUUGGUUUCAAAGGUUGGAAUCAAAAAAAAAGGGGGGGGUGUGAGAGAGAGAGAAUUAUUUCGGUUAUUUCUUAAAAGUUCUCAUGUCGGUUACAGCUUGUUCAGCAAGACGCGUAUUGUCACAGAAUUUCACAGAUUGUCACCCUUAGCCAGAACCAAUCAAUGUAUACCAGAAGAUAGCUUCGCAAAAUUACUAAGUUCGGUAGCUCCUCAAUGCACAAGUUGUUUAAAUAGUUUUUAAAUUGCGAACACAUUUAUAAGGACGCAAAGUAACCCUUACCGAGGAACAUUUAAAUUUUUUUAAAAAUUUUUAAAGACUUUCUUUCAAAUACAAGUUCAAAAGCGCUAAAAAGUGUUAAUAAUUCAUAAUUUAAGAUAAAUUAAAAUGCCAUAAGCAAAGAAAGUCUGUGCAGAAGUGAAGAUGAGCACUCUAUGUAGGCAAAGAUAGACUGUGCCGAUGAAAACUAUAUGGAGCCAAAGAAAGACUUAACAGAUGACCAUGCUAUUGAGUAAAAAAAAGACUGUCCAGAAAUGUAGAUUAGCACUCUAUGGAGCCAAAGAAAUAAUGUGCAGAAGUUUAGAUGAGCGAUCCAGGAAGCCGAAGAAAGACUGUGCUGAAAUCUGUAUCACUGUCAGUGUGUCUCUCUGCCGGUCUGCCUCUCUUUAUCUCUGUCGGUCUGUCAGCCCGUCUCUCUGUCAGUCUGUCUCUUUUUCAGUUUGUAUUAUUGUCGGUCUGUCACUCUGUCAGCCUGUUUUUCUGUUUCCCUAUUUGUCGCUUUGUCUGCGUCUCUGUCCUUGUCUCUUCUUGUCGCCCUGUCAGUUUGUCUUUCUGUCGGUCUGUUUCUAGUUAAUCUGUCUCUCGUUCUGUCUCUCCGUUGGUCUCUCUGUAUGUCUGACGUCUUGAUAUCUGCCUCUCUGUCUGCUGACUAUCGGGGUAUCUAAUUUUAUGCUGGAUUUAGUUAGUCUGUCUUUCUGAAUGUCCUUUUCUCUGACUGUCACUCUAUUUGUUUUUAUGUAUAUACUUUUUUUUUUGUUGUUUUGAAAAUAGAUCACAAGUUACUGGUAUAUUCUUAAAAUAUUUCUUUCAUUUCUGUACAGGAGAUUGGACCAAGCCGACUACAUCGCCACCCACACCGAGUACGAUUGCAACAAGUAAGAGUUCAUCUGUGAAUUUCUGUUUCUGUUUUAUGAAGUGGGAUCUCUAUUCAAGUUUUUAAAAACCAAUUAAAUUCAUUUGGUUAGGAAAAGUCUCCACUCCUCUCUCUCUCUCUCUCUCUCUCUCUUUCUCUCUCUCUCUCUCUCUCUGUCUUUCUCUUUUUUCUCUCUCAGUGUAUCUCUCAAUCUCUUUAUCUCUAUCUCUUUCUCUCUUGUGUAUGUUUCUGUCUCUCAGACAUUCUUUCGGCGUGUCUUCUUGUUUGAUUGUGUUCCGGUCUCAUAUGUCUCAUCCAACGUUUUACAUCUCUCCAGCCCCUACGACUACAACAGAGCCAACCACUACCACCACGGGUAAGUUUAUCUUGUUUGCGCUCUGCGCAUACUGUGUGUUAUAGCGGAUUUGAAUCUAAUGCAAAGUUUAUUUAAUUUAUUCCUGAAGAACUUCAUAAUAAGACCGUCACAUCUUCGUUAGUUAAAAGUAAUAUCACAAUCGAAUCAAACUCAACACCCCCGUUCAAUAUUCUGUUUCUUUGAGACAAUGUUUGAGAUAGAUUUUGGUAACCAACACUCCCUGCAGGUCCGUUCGUGGGAGCGUCUCUCCACGAAAACUCGUCAUAAAGCGUUGUUUUAAACCCUUGUUAGGGCAACAACGCCUUUGAAUAUCCCUAGUUGUGUGACAAGAAUGCAUUCAACCGUAUAGUCACGAGCAUGUCGUCAUUGGGGCGUUAUAAAAUGGAACGAGUGAGUUGACGGGAGAGAAAUAUUUAAACUGGCAUUAGUGAUACGUUCGGCUUUCUAUAGUUUUGUUUACUGAGCAAUAGCUUAGCCCCAACAGUCACAGUGGCGUACCCACAACUGACGCAGUAGCGUACCCACAACAGAUGCAGUGGCGUAGAAAUGGGGUGCGGAGGGGUGGUCCGUUCAGAGUAGCACUUUUUUUGCUAUAACUGGAGGGGGUGGCCAGCUCUUUCAACUGCUAAUUCUGUGGUGGCGCCAGAAAUGUUUCCCCGCCCCUGGUAGCAUUAACCCUAGCUUCGUUGCUGUAAAGGUGUAAUGUUCUUGGGUGGGUACGUUCCUUUUGACCACUAAUUAUAUUUUAUCAAUAAUAUCGAUUAAACAGCAACACUGUUACAUGCCGUCUAUCUAUCUCAUAACGAAAUUACAUUUUUAGCGGUAUCAUAUAAUAUUUUUCUACUCGUGUUACUGGUUCUAAUUACACAUGCAGUCUUACAGUAUAUCAGUGGUUAUAAACUUCUGUUGAGGUACCGUCACGGUGGUUCCAUUUACUCCUGCUUAGCUCACCCCCCCCCCAACGCUACCCCUUUUUAAACGCUAUUGAGAAUAAUAUAUUGUAGGGCCUUUUUACCGCCAGACACAUUAGAACACGGGUUGCCAACCCAAAUAGUAUAUCGCAGGCCCUUUUUACCGCCAGACACAUUAGAACACGGGUUACCAACCCAAAUAGUAUAUCGCAGGCCCUUUUUACCGCCAGACACAUUAGAACACGGGUUACCAACCCAAAUAGUAUAUCGCAGGCCCUUUUUACCGCCAGACACAUUAGAACACGGGUUGCCAACCCAAAUAGUAUAUCGCAGGCCCUUUUUACCGCCAGACACAUUAGAACACGGGUUGCCAACCCAAAUAGUAUAUCGCAGGCCCUUUUUACCGCCAGACACAUUAGAACACGGGUUGCCAACCCAAAUAGUAUAUCGCAGGCCCUUUUUACCGCCAGACACAUUAGAACACGGGUUGCCAACCCAAAUAGUAUAUCGCAGGCCCUUUUUACCGCCAGACACAUUAGAACACGGGUUGCCAACCCAAAUAGUAUAUCGCAGGCCCUUUUUACCGCCAGACACAUUAGAACACGGGUUGCCAACCCAAAUAGUAUAUCGCAGGCCCUUUUUACCGCCAGACACAUUAGAACACGGGUUGCCAACCCAAAUAGUAUAUCGCAGGCCCUUUUUAAAAAAAUUCAAAAAUUACGCUCACUUUAAAUGGGUUUAUUUGUAUAAAUUCUUUAUUUUCAUAAUUUACUGAAAUAUUAAAGUCUCUUUUGGGGGUCGAGAUAACGCUCUUGUAUGGCCCCUUUGUAUGGCCCCUUUGUAUGGCCCCUUUGAAUGGCCCCCUUGUAUGGCCCCUUUGUAUGGCUCCCUUGCAUGGCCCCCUUGUAUGGCCUCCUUGUAUGGCUCCCUUGUAUGGCCCCCUUGUAUGGCCCCCUUGUAUAGCCCCUUUGUAUGGCCCCCUUGAAUGGCCCCCUUGUAUGGCCCCCUUGUAUGGCUCCAGCAAACACUUGACAGACACAUCAAAUCUGCCGGACAUCGUAGAUCAUACUUUCAACAUGGACGUUUGGGGUCGUACCCGUAGCGAGCACUCAUUAAUAUCGGGCACUCUUCAAGCAAGUGCACAACUGUGUCCGGCGACUGUCCAGAAUGACAUCAGCUCGGGUUCCAAAGAGGAUAAAUUCAAGUGAAGUAGCUUCGAGUAGAUCAGUGGUGUGUUCUCAUCUGGGUGAUGAGGCCCUGGCGUUCGAGUUUUGGUUUCCAACAUUGAUCUCCUUUCCUGUUUGGUUUUGUACCAAGCUCCGGUAAAUUUUUCUGGCCGUGCCCAUUUUCCCACAAGUUUUUUUAAACAUUCCUCCCAAAAAAAGUUCCAUUACCCGGGCUUUGACACCCAGCUGGGUCAUCAGUCGGUUUUGUUGGGGCUGGGUAGACCCUUGCCUCGCUAGAACGUCAGCUCUGUCAUUUUGGGGUAAUCCCGCGUGGUGUCCAUGGAUUCACUGAAGGACCACUCAGCAUCCAUUUGACUUUAUGUCUUGUAUAACGUCGACAAUGGCAUGAACCAUCUUCGUGUCUACUGAGCUCCUCACAGAUUUUUAUGCCAGCUUGAGUCGGUAAGCACUAUGGACGGGAAUAUAUUUUUAUCUAAUCCACGAGACACUACUUUCAGGGCAAUAAGUUUAGCUUCGAUUUCUGCUUCGAGAUUUCUGCUAUUUUUUCCACUCGGCCUUGAAAUCAACUCGGCUGGACGUAACCCCGUUUGGGACUGAACGAAUGCACGGCAUCCUGACUUAUUUUUGUUAGUGAAGCAAGAUCCUUCCGUGAAGACUUUUAUGACAUCUUACUAGUAUGUUUCACUCGUCCUCGGAGCGGUCUCUUUUUUGCACACCUCGAGGACUCGACUUUGUAACUGCGUAUGGGACAGUGCGAGAUGGAGGUCAGGAGGUUCAAAGCUUUCAUUUAUCAACAAAAACGUCCCCCCCCCCCUUUUUUUUAUAAAGGGUGUCUUCUCAAAUGUUCGUAGACCGAGUCCAUAAAGGAAAGUCUUUUCAGCCUUGUCCUCUUUGCGCACCGGUCUUGAAAGUGAAGCAGGGUUCAACUUACUCCAUAACGACGGUAUCUUUCCACGGUGUUAGACUGGCUUUCUCUCUCCCAUUUCGGGGCGUGUCUACGUCUGACAUAAUGUCUACGGCAGACGUGGGUGUUGUGCGUAACGUCUGGCAAACAAACUUGAAAGUUAGGUUCUGUAUGCGAUUCAGAACCUCCAGAGCCGAGUUACUCGCAAAGUCCUCGACGCGCUGGCUGUAAUCGAUGUCCCCCCCCCCUUGGCUCCCAAAAUAUAGUUUUCUUAGGAGCUUUGCAUUUUUCGGCACCCCACGUUGUGCUAACGAGUUGCUGUUGUUGUUGUUGUUGUUGUUGUUUUCAGUCUUAAUUUCCACGUAGGGCAAACUCCGAGUUCACGGUAUGUUGUUUUUGUUUAAAUCUGAACAUUUUGGUCCAACUCCAUUAACAUAUAGUUGGUGUUUGUCCCAUUUGAGUAGUUUCCCCGCAGAUCUAAAGAGUUAUUUCUUCUUCUCCCUGUUCAUCCUUAUUUUCCACUUUUCAGCGUAGGUUUGUAUUCGCGUGAGGUCCUCCUGCAGCCACUUCUGCAAUUGCGUUCACCAGAGCUCCAGAUUACACGAUAAUCUGCCAAAAUGAUAUUUUUCGUUAUCGAUUUUGAGCGUAGGACGAGAGUGCAGAUGAAGGUGGGUUCCUCAUCGCUCCAGUCCUCGGGUGCACAUUGUUCGAUACACUGCCCCCGACUCUUGUGGAUAUCAUGCGGUCUGAUAAAAUGCACGUAUCGACUUUUCCAUGUUGGUAACGACACCCAGCUGCUGUAGAUCGUACAUCAAACCUACACUACAGAUCUUGUUUGACACUUUCUGGCUGUCAAAAAUACUGUCUCAGAAUGAUUUUUUAGAUGUGCUUCAUUGAUGAUAAAUUAUGUGUUGUUAGUCCGUAGAGGAUGGAGUAAGACCAUCGAGUCGUCCGGUGACUGAUGACUGGUGACAAGCUGUAUCAUCCAAUGAUGUUCCUUUGGGUUAUCCAGCGGCGUGGUGAGAGGCGAUUUACAUUUGGGAACCAGCUUAUAAUCCUUGAAGAAUAAUCCCAGGCCAUGUGGAUUUUGUCCUCCAACGCCCUCUCCAUCGUCACAUUGUGAAGGACGGAUGCCAGCAUCAGCAGCACUCACUUGGUCUUUAUUGCUAUAAGGAUUCCUUCUUGGACUUGUGCCGUCAAUAAAAUGUCAACUGUUCGAUCUCCAGAUAGUUUCGCUUUUAGCGGCAAUCCUUCGCGCUUUUGCUUGUUUUUCUACUAACACCCUCGGAGUCUUUGACGAGUUCGAGGUUUUUAUUCCGUUUUUCCUCUUUGUUAUUUAAAAAAAUGGAGACUUCAUUCUUCACAACUUUUUUUUUUCUUUCUGGUGUUUGGACUUGGACUUGGACAGGAGCCAGCAUAUCUUCGGUCUGGGUUUCUUACUUCUACCAUCAACUUUCCAAAACUGCAAGCGCAUUUUCCGGAAGCGUUCAUCGUUGGCAUCGCUGUAUUCUAUAGACCAGGCCUGCACAGCAUACGAACCGCGCGCCGGCAUGCGGCCUGCCAGCACCCACUUAGCGGCCCGCGGAGUAACGAAAUAUUCUUUAUUAUGAUUAAUUUCUGGAAUAUCUUUCUGACCUGUCCUGUUAUCUUUUGGCCCGAACAAGUUUUUCAUUAAGUAUUACGGCCCGCACAAGUUUUCCAUAACGCAUUACGGCCAACCUUGCACUUUGAGUUUUGCAGGCCUGCUACAGACUAUUGAUUUGUGAUCGCAACCUACCCGCCCAGAACUACGAGACUUUGCUUGGACUCAAGGUCUGCAGAUAUUUUCGUCAGAUAUGGCCGUGACUCCGUACUACUUCCCAUGUGGAGAAAUGUGGCAGCGACAUUCUCGUCCUGUAGCCGGAUGAGAUUGUUAGAAAGACAACUACACUCCACGCAACGUGCUGAUGUGUUGCGUUCAAUCCAGCCUCAGUUGGAUGUGUUGCGUUCAAUCCAGCCUCAGUUGAAUGUGUUGCGUUCAAUCCAGCCUCAGUUGGAUAUGUUGCGUUAAAUCCAGCCUCAGUCGGAUGUGUUGCGUUCAAUCCAGCCUCAGUUGGAUGUGUUGCGUUCAAUCCAUCCUCAGUUGGAUGUGUUGCGUUCAAUCCAGCCUCAGUUUGAUGUGUUGCGUUAAAUCCAGCCUCAGUCGGAUGUGUUGCGUUCAAUCCAGCCUCAGUUUGAUGUGUAGCGUUCAAUCCAGCCUUAGUUGGAUGUGUUGCGUUCAAUCCAGCCUCAGUUGGAUGUGUUGCAUUCAAUCCAGCCUCAGUGGGAUGUGUUGCGUUCAAUCCAGCCUCAGUUGGAUUUGUUGCAAUCAAUCCAGCCUCAGUUGGAUGUGUUGCAUUCAAUCCAGCCUCAGUUGGAUUUGAUGGACAUUGAAAUCACCGGCAAUUAUUGUCUUCUAAAAAAUCCCAUUAUCCACCACUUUUAUAAGCCUUUCCCCACUACAAUCUACAUGGGGGAGAUCGUUUUUUGACUGCUGUAGUGAGACCUUUACACAACCCACAUUUGCAGCGGUAAAUGGAGUAGUCUACUAUUUGAAACAUCUUCCAUUUUAGCAGCGUUUGUAGGAAAUGUUACACUUCCACUUGAUAUUCGUUGAGUGGCUUGGUGAUCUCCCUCGCUUCUCUCUGCUCCCUAAAGACAUUUAACUGUAAAAUGACGAGGUUUGAUUGGCUGCGGGAUGACACUUAGCACCAUUUUUGUUCGCAUGACGUAGGCAUGAGAGGGAUUGGGUCCCUUACCCAGGAAUAUUGUCCGCGUCCUACACCAGCAAAUGUCUAGGCACUAAUGAAAAAAAUGACUGGGAUGCCAGCUCCCAUGUAAAAGUCUAACUGAACUUGCCAUUGUGUUACAGAGGCUGAACAAUUUGCUUUCACUCUUUAGGUCUCCCUUGUUCAAGGAUUCAUUUGGUUUUUUCCGUAGGACGCCUGUCUUUUUGUUGUUUUUUAUUUUUGCUUUGGGCUGUGACCAACUUGACUGAAACUCCCUAAUUCGACGGCAUCACUUAGAGACCAGAACCUUUGAACCGGUUGAGAAGUCACUAAAUAUUACUAUUUUAACAUUUUUAUUUAAAAUAACUUAUUUGAAUUAUUACUUUUAAAUCAGCCCCACAGAGGAGCAGGUACACCAAAUGGCGCACACUGACACUACAAUCUGUGUAUAUAUAUUUAAAAUGUUCAUUUAUGCUGAUAAUGAAAAUAAUAGUAAUUAAAUAAACAGAAGAGUUCAUUGGUGAUACAUCCGGCGGACGUCAGUUUUUAGCGUGGUGUGUCGCAUGCAGCACGGGAACCGCUGGUUGACCACCCCUGCACUAGGCGAAACACAACCUACACUGACGUCACUGAAGGAAGAGACACGAUUUCUUUAUUCAUCUCAUUAAGUCAUUCCUUUGACAAGUUUCUUAUUUAGCUAAGGAUAAGUAAGGACUAAAUUCAAAUUUUACCCUUUAUUGUCAUGGAAAUCAACUUUAAAAUUCUUGUUUCUAACAGUGCAACCAAACAAUAAAUGAAAUCUAAACCCAAAAAAGGUUGAUAUUUACUGGACGAAAAAUACUAAUCCUUGACUAUAGUGUGGUUAGCCUCUUGUAUAAGUGUUCACAAUUUAGAUGUCUUUUCUCUUUAUGUAUCCAUUCUCUUCUCUCUCAGUGUGUCCAUUGUUGUAUUUCUUUGUGUGUCCAUCUUCUCUUCUCUUUUUUUUUUCCAUGGACAAAAAUGUAUGAUCGCGUGAUAAAGACACAGUUUAAGGACAGCUAUUAUAACUGUCUACCUUCAACUACAAACUAUCCAGAAUUGUAUCACUCCGUUGUUUGGUUACUGUCUGGGUCAAUAUGAAAUGCUUUCAAAUAUUAUAGUAAACCCAGCCCUAAUCGCUGUAUAUAUAUCGAAUCACACCUUACUUUUAAAUUGAUAGAUAAUUUCACUACCUCACAUUGAUUUUUCUUAUACGAUACCGCACUAGUUAGCCAUUCACAAACCUGUGGUAUCCAGGAGGCAAACAUUAUUGACUGUUUUUAAAGAUUAUUUAAAUGUUAAAUUUUAUUUGCUUAUCGGACAUUUAUUUGUGCAUGUUUAUGUUUAUUUGCAGUGACCACAACGAAGAAGCCACCGCCCACAGACCAUGGAAACUGCAUUGUCGCCAGAGGCGUGCAAGAUGUCCUGGGACGGUUGUUCAUUGCUCUGACCGUUUGGCUGUUGGUGACCAUCUUCUAGGAACGUCCAUACACCCAAAAAAUGGCGUUGUGGGAAAAGUAUGAGGAAAACCUUACGGACAUAUCCGAAGUUCUAUUUACCGUUUGUGCUUCGUUGUGACCUUAAAUGAUCAACCGUACAAGUAUCAGUAAAAUCGAUGAAUUAUAUUUAAAUAUAAAGUGUGUGAUAGAUUGGGUGCUGGUCAGAUAUCUGUGGGGGCAUGGAACUAAUUUGUCUAGUCUAGGAUAGUGCUUCUCGGCUGGUGCUCUUGAUGACGUAACCCUCAGUGUGUCAGCGGAGUGGUCAGGCGAAGCUUCAGCAUGCUGUAUAAACUAAUGAAUUCAACAAGCGAACUCUUUCAUUGCUAGAUGUGGUAAAGUUAAAAAAUAAUAUUUUGAUUUAAACUAAAAUUGUUGACCCCAUUAGCAAUUAACGCCCGUAACUGUAAAGAAUAAUAUAAUUUGGAUGUCAAGAAACUUAAUACCCACACACACACACAUCAUUUUACCCAAAAUAGAGACCCCCAUUAUAAAUAUAAUAUUGUAUCAAAUCUUUUUUUCAAAUCACAUUUAAGAACACUAUGUAUCUGAAUAGCUUUAUUUUAACAUUUUAUUUUGCCUCUUUUGAGAGCCUCGUGUAUAACAUUAUUUACACUCCAUUUUUAGCUAAGAUCAGUUUAACUUUAACAUCCUACCAGGAAUCAGAUACAUUUAAAAUCUUUUUAGAUUCUGUCAAUUGUGACGGUAAUUACACAUUGAUGCAUUGAUUUUAUACUCUUUUUUUUUAAUUAUAUAUUUAACUGAAUAAACUCAACUUAAAUAUUCGUUCGAUUUUCACGUUUCAUCAACAAAUUAAAGAAAAAAAUUUGGCAAGCUUUUCAUUUUUUGAAAAUGUAUGUAUAUAAUUUUUUUUAUUUAUUUAUCUGUUUAAAAGCUAAAGCAUAUAUUUUAAUAUGAUUGUAAUGUCUUACUCAUUUGAUUAUAAUUUCUUACUCUUAUUAGCAAAUAUUAAAAGUG
Messenger RNA from Lymnaea stagnalis (great pond snail), 12385 nucleotides. The record is from the annotation of a GenBank genome assembly. Lineage: Eukaryota; Metazoa; Mollusca; Gastropoda; Lymnaeidae.